AUGGCUCGGGCUCCAUAUGCACUUGAAUCGGACAAUCGGUGGCUGGGUGGGUGGGCUCCAGAAACGCUGCUAGGUGGACUGAAGGCGGUGAGGUCGUGGGUGGGCUCCAGAAACGCUGCUGGGUGGACUGGAGGGGGCGAGGCCGGACAUGGCGAGGUCGGAGGUGGCUCCAGAAACGCUGCUGGGUGGACUGGAGGCGGCGAGGUCGGAGGUGGCGUGGUCAGAGGUGGCUCCAGAAACGCUGCUGAGUGGAGACUGGGUCGUGCACCGGCGGUGGGGGUUCUCCUCUGUUCGGCGGUGGGAUUUGGAGGAACUGAGGAAGGCUUCGAUCUGGGAUUUGGAGAGGGAUUUGGAGAGGGAAGCUGUCGCGCAUAG
Arachis duranensis is the source of this 375-nucleotide messenger RNA. Its product is annotated as glycine-rich cell wall structural protein 1-like. The coding region runs from base 1 to 375 and encodes 124 amino acids. NCBI's taxonomy places the organism in Eukaryota, Viridiplantae, Streptophyta, Magnoliopsida, Fabales, Fabaceae. The record is from RefSeq and is a predicted model, not a curated record. The transcript has a single exon.